UGAAACUGGUCUUACCGCUAAAACUGCAUUCUGUAUAUAAUGUGUGUGUUCUGAUAUCCUAUGCAUAGACUUGUUAAUGUAUCCUUCUGUCUUCGAGAUAGUCCAUUAUAGACUUUACAUGGUUCGUCCAUAUCGGAUGUACCUCUAAGACUUCCUUAAUGCCAUGUCCAUUUUUCUUCAGGCUUUCCGUGGUCCAUAUCUGGCCCUCAUAGACUCGAAGUCAGUUGAAAACACAUACCCAGCUCUGAUAGGCCAGAAAUUUGGUGUAGGAUACUCCUAGUUACCGUGUUUCCUGGACUAAAUGUCUAUAGAGUAAGUCUAUAGUGCAUCUUGGCUGUCAGAAAAGACAGCUAGGUGUCACUGCUGUUCGGUUGUGCUUGUCCAGUUGGAAAUUCGCACGCUAUCUUUAAGAGCAAUGUCAGGAAUAAAUACACCAAUCCUAGCUGGUCCGUGAGUAUCAGCAGAGGCAUUACAAUAGAUUGAAAUGGGCCCCUCCCAUAAGGGAUGAAGAAUUUCAUCUAUAUAUUUCAGGUAAUGGGCUUUUAAUUCUGUUAUUUAAGUCAUGGGUUUUGGCCCUGUUAAUUUAAUAUCAGCAUAUACCUGUGAUCUAUGCCAUGGUGCAGUAAGUGUUGCUUCUGGGAUGUUAAUAGCAUCAAUGUUCCACGCAGUGAAACUGAGCUUAGUUUAGGAGAGAGAGGGAGAGACAGGCAGACAGACAGAAAUAGAUAUUAACAUGAAAGUGAUGGGUACAGGCAGAGGCUUACCCAGAAACAUACAGCUAUAUAGAUAAGAUACACAGACGGAGACACAAACAGAAACAGAGGCUGAAGACAACUAAUGGAAAUACAAAAUUAGACGUAGUGGUGACAUGUGAAUCGCUAGUAAAUCGCAGGCAACACUUCAGUCCGUCGUGUGGCUGGUUUUGUGUAAAAUUACGGUUGGCCGUCUUGUUAUCAGGCCACGAUUUCAACGGUUUCGCAGCACUACUAAUCCAAACCUUGUGUUUAAAACAGACUCACGAGACUACUUUUUGUAAAAGUUUUCAAUAUUUCGGUGACGUCACGUCACAGAUUAACUCCGCCCACUUUGCGACGUCAUAACCUGCAGCCCCCCUGCCCCGCCUCCCUUUCUGUGACGUCACGGUCCGCGGGAUGCAGCCGGAGGGUCGAGGAGCAGCGGCCGACUCGCCUGCCUUCCCGCCACACCUCGGAUCUCUGUGGACUCGCGUCGGAGGAGCAGCAGGAGGCGGCAGCCCGGCGCUCUCCCUUCCCGAGAUGAUGGCUGUGCGGGGCCUGAUGGGCGGGAUGGGCGGCCUCGUGGGCGGCAUGGGCGCGGCGAACCCAUCCCUGGGCCUCCUUCCCGGCUUCCCUCCGCCGUUCCAGCUGACGGCAGGGUUGGUGCCCGACUUCCCGGCGAAGUUCGGGAGUCCGCCGCCCUUCCCGAGCAGUCGGCUGGGCUCCCUCCUCUCCCCUGCCCUCGCGGCGCCGCCUGCUUCCCUUGCCCCCCUGCCGCCGACCCCGGCCACGCCGGAACCAGCCGUGCAAGGAUCUGGGGACCAGAGCAAGGAAAAUCCUGCAAGUGUCCGGCCCCUUAAAUGCAUCAACUGUGAGUACGUGACCACGGACAUGACGACCCUCCUCGACCACCUGGAUUCUCACUACUCCGUCAGGACCUUCCUCUGCGUCCACUGCACCCGGGCCUUCCCUGGCCCCAGGGAGCUCCACGCCCACAAUCAACCUGGCCAAUGCCCCUACAGGGAGACAUAACAGUCAGGUGUGAUGGGGCCCUACUCCAAGAGCCACGACUAAUAACGAGAGAGAAAGCCGUGCUGCGGCAGCUAUCAGCGGAGCACCCCACAAUAGAACGCACCAGGCUGUUGGCAUAUCUUUUGUCAGGCAACUGCGAGGACGCGGCUUAUCUGCAGCAGGUACGGGCACCACCCUAGUCUGUUGGAGGAAUCGACAUAGGAAAAUACUGUCAUAAUUCUUUCGGCAAACACUGAACUUCGUAAAUUUCUUAUAAAACGGGAUUUUUGCCAA
Penaeus monodon (black tiger shrimp) is the source of this 2039-nucleotide messenger RNA. Its product is annotated as zinc finger protein 575-like. The record is from RefSeq and is a predicted model, not a curated record. The transcript has 4 exons. NCBI's taxonomy places the organism in Eukaryota, Metazoa, Arthropoda, Malacostraca, Decapoda, Penaeidae. Bases 1152 to 1766 code for a protein of 204 amino acids.